AUGGAGACGGCGAUGUCACCGCGGAGGCACGACCUGGUGUGCAUCGUGUGUUUCGGGAGCUACGAUCUGGCGGCGCGGUUGCCGCGGCGACUGCACUGCGGCCACGCUUUCUGCCAGGCGUGUCUGAAGAGACUCGACACGGUCAUCAACGAGCAAGUGUGGAUCCCGUGUCCUCAGUGUCGGCAGAACACCCCCCGGCCGAGGGGGGGCGCUGCUGGUCUGGACCUGGACCUGGCGUCCUUCCUAGCGGUGAAGCAGGGCACCAGGGAGGGGCCACCGGCCGCCAGCGAUGCCCAGCUCGGGAAGCUCUGGCUGGGGAAGGACAGCCCCGAAGACCCCUGGUCACACGGAGGGCUGGCCCAGCCACGCUUCCAUCGCUACGCUAACUGCUGCCCCCCGGCAUCCUAUUGGCUCUGCUGCUGGGUCUGCUGCAGGGGGCGGAGCUAGGACCGACCAAUGAGAGUGCUGAAUGGAGAUUAUUCUGUAAAUAAACUGUAGCGUGUUA
Messenger RNA from Perca fluviatilis (European perch), 505 nucleotides. RefSeq lists its product as uncharacterized. Lineage: Eukaryota; Metazoa; Chordata; Actinopteri; Perciformes; Percidae. The record is from RefSeq and is a predicted model, not a curated record. The transcript has 2 exons. The coding region runs from base 1 to 447 and encodes 148 amino acids.